Messenger RNA from Knipowitschia caucasica, 390 nucleotides. Lineage: Eukaryota; Metazoa; Chordata; Actinopteri; Gobiiformes; Gobiidae. The record is from the annotation of a GenBank genome assembly.
AUGGAAAGAAACUGUGAAGUACAGAAGCCAACGGGGGAGAUAUCCACACAAGAAAUGGAAACCAGUGAGAACAAGGUUUACCUGGAGGAUGGUGUGGAUAUCGCUCAUCGUCUUGGCCCAAAGAGAACGGAUGGAUCCAACAGACCAGUCAUCAUCCUGUUUGCUCUUCGCCGUAUCCUUGAUGCUGUGUGGAAGUGUGCCAAAGGCUGCAAAUUUCUCCGCGACAACAAGCUUCGUCUCACUCAAGCGCUGUCUCCCGAGGACAGACUUGCAAGAGAGAAACUCUGGCCCCUGGUGGACAAAGCCAGGAAAGAAGGGAAGAGAGCCACCCUCAUCGGUCCCUUCGCGCUAAUCGAUGGAAAGAAGAUGAACCACUGGGAUGUGAAGUAA